This is a messenger RNA of Pisolithus orientalis, 1068 nucleotides long. RefSeq lists its product as uncharacterized. Bases 1 to 1068 code for a protein of 355 amino acids. NCBI's taxonomy places the organism in Eukaryota, Fungi, Basidiomycota, Agaricomycetes, Boletales, Pisolithaceae. The transcript is spliced from 7 exons. The record is from RefSeq and is a predicted model, not a curated record.
AUGUUCUCUGUUAGGUGCGUCGGGAUUCACCGUUCUGCUGGGUACGAAUUGCGACACCAUCCAAAACUACAAUGUCGCACUGCGGGUACCUCGCGGUCGUCGAACAAGUCUGUUCCAAUUGUAGAUAACGAUUCCAACGAAGAGAUCGCGCUGUCAUUGCUUCCGCUGGAUGAUAGUGCGGAGAAGACCAUCGCUGCGCGGCAUUCGAUACUUGCUUUACCUCCCCUUCCGUCCAACAUCCCAGCAGAUGAACUCCAGCCUAACGUGCUGCCACAUUCAUAUUCAUUAGGCGAUUUCCUCCGCAAUACCACGGGUGUGCGUGUUAUUUGUCUUACUGACCUCCCUGUCAAGAUUUCAAAGUACUUGUGCGGAUACCCUACCUUCCUUUCUAAUCCGCUCUCUAGUCAGAAUCUUCAGACUAAAGAAUUACCGCAUCUUGACACAAGCCACGACUGCGCCACCGAUUCGCGCGUCGUCAAUGCUCAUCGGUGGUCGGCUGCAGACGUCCUUGGUCACAUGCGAGAACCGACCGAAGUGCUUUUAUCACAAAGACGGGAGGUCUUGGAAUUACUCUCCACCGAGGUACAGGAGAUGAUUCGCAACUUUUCUCUCUUUACGUGGAUGUCUCAGACGACGCAAGCAAUAAUCAAGGAGACGCUUGCGCGCCGGAAGAACGUGUCGCCUCAAAACACGUCAACUUCGAGUGAAUCCAAAUCAGACUCGAGUUGGUACAGGAGUACUAAUACGCACCUCUUGACCGACGAUCGCAUCGACUUUCUUCUCAAUGCUGAGUUCUAUGGAAAUCCGUGCGGAGCUAUAGUCGACGUCGCCGAUGGUCACGGUUUCGGUGGAGAUCAAGGUGGCGACCAUGCGGUUCUUGGCGUAGAAAUUUGUUUGGGUUCCGAUAAGUUCAACCACUCGAUCCUGUAUUUUUCGACGACGGCCAUCGCCGCCUCCUUGGGCUUGUCGGGUAAUUCGAAUCUGGCCUCGAUGGCUGCGAUCCGUCAGUGUCUGUGGAUGGCGUCUGACCCGACAUUCGGCAUGGCAAUGGAGCUCAGCGAAAAUUAG